AUGCCGGUCACUGGCUUAUAUUUCAUCCCAGCGAACCAAAACUCGCCAACGGCAACUAAGGCAGUAAUUGAGCGACUUCGAGAUGCAUAUAAUCCGACCUUCUGCGGACGCUGGGCUCUAGAACACCGAUUGCUACGUGAUACCCCUUCAUGUCUACCACCGAGCGAUUACGCACCUCUACCCCCGCUGCAACCCCGCUUCAUGCAAUUUCUCUCCCUCAGUCACCGCCAGCCAUACGGCUUCAUAUAUAUUUCUGACCGCCCCGAUCCAGACCCAUGGGAUUCGACAUCUUCCAGCGCAAAGCAUGCAGGUCAUGCGCAGCAGCAGCAACAACAACAAUAUCAACAAACUCCCCAACAACACCAACAGUCACAACAAAACCCAACCCCUCAAGCGCCGGACCCAUCUCCCUCCGGGCCCAAAACAAUGAUGAUCCUCGACUAUCCCUCCUACCAAUCCUUCCACGCCAUCACCCUCCGUGCCUGUGAGCCGCUCUGGUGCCCACGCCACACCCUCACAGUUCUGAACGGCAGCCACUACGAAAUCAACGACUUCCGCAUCCGCAUCGGCGACGUGCGGCAGACCGCGCCCCAAACCCGUGUGCGCGGCACCAUUGUCGAGAUCGAAUAUCGUGGGCCCGCCGGCACUGCUACCCCCCACACCGCCGCCGCGACUGCCACUGCCACUGCGCCAGGCGCUGAUAAUAAUAUCCCGAUGGCCGAUGGAAGCGAGACAUGGCCGUCGUCUGUUGCGGAUGGCAAUGUCAACCCUGAUGGCAGCCGUGAUGACGAAGGGAUCCUAUACCCGCAACUCGAGACGUCGAUGUCGACAUUAUCGUCGUCGUCGUUGUCGCUACCGACCUCCUCCUCCUCCUUCUCCUUCUCCUCACCAUCCUCGGUAGAAGAAAUCCCGACAGAGGAAGAUUGGGAAGUAGCGGAGGUUCUUAUUAGGGAGCUAUGGAGUCGGUUUGCGGUGGAGGGAGCCCGGGAGGUCAUUCGUGUGCCGCAUUUGGGCAAAGAGGCGAGGGAAGCGAGGCGGUUGGGGAAAUUAGGGGAUCGAGAGACCAAUGCGAGGAUUGCUGGGGCGGAUUUGGCGAAGCAGUAUAUGGAGGUUUUUAGGUUUAAUCGGUGA
Molecule: messenger RNA, 1131 nt
Organism: Histoplasma mississippiense
Lineage: Eukaryota; Fungi; Ascomycota; Eurotiomycetes; Onygenales; Ajellomycetaceae
Exons: 2
Coding region: 1-1131 (376 amino acids)
Biological process (GO): regulation of transcription by RNA polymerase II
Cellular component (GO): mediator complex
Molecular function (GO): transcription coregulator activity
Source: RefSeq, a predicted model, not a curated record